UGCUCUCUGCAUGACACUUGUGAUGCUGUUUUGGGAGGCCCACUGUGUACCAUGUUCUGCAAAAAGGUUUGUGCAGAACCUCAGUGUGAAGCCCAAGGAUAUUAUAACCGAGGGACAGGUAUUAAGCACUUUACAAGGGCAAGCAUUUUUGGAUGUGCUGUUUGAAGCAUGCUAGGAAAUGUGUCCCUCAACAAGAUCUAGUGCUGUUCAGCAAGUGCUGUAAGUGCCGUUGAGGCCCCUGUCCCCAGCAGGGUCAAUGUUAAUUUACUCCUGCCUUCUCCAGCGCCUGUGGCUGCCUUGUUUUGUGGCUGAAUGUGCAAUCCAGCAUUAGUGAAAAAGGCAGCAGAGAGAUGCAGCAGGGAGCGGCCAAGUGUGGGAGGGCUGGGCUUGCCCCAUUCGGCUGCAGCCUGGAUUAGUACAACAUAAACAACAUGAAAUGUUUAUCUCACGUUUUUUUGGACUGCAGAGGGAUCAGCCUAGUGGUACAGCCUUGCUCCUUUGCAAUGUUUUCUUUCCAGUGUCAUUCAGAAGGAUAUUGGUCCGCUUGUAGCCUCCUUUGGCCUUGGAAACCCUUUGUAGCCCUUUGUCCCUGUUGCCCUUGGAAGAAUUGAGGGACAAUGGGGGGAAAGGGCUGAGAGUGAAGGAGCCAGGCCUGGGAUAGCAGGGAGCUGCAAGCCAGGUGUGAGGGAGCUGUGUCGGGUUCCGCGUUCUGUACUCGGUUACAAACCGGGCAGGAAUGCAGCCAGCGAGGGCGUGAGCUCAGUGGAUGGGAGGCGGGAAGAGAGUCGGUCCCUUCCGUCUCCAUCUACCUCUCCGAGCUUGGCCUUAGCCUUCCCCACCCCGCUGAUUAUUCAUUAACUGCAGUCCAGGAAGUGCUUUGCAAAUGGUGAAAAUUAAACCCUCAGCUUGAGGCCUGAGAUUUGCCUGACCUGGAGCUACCUUCUUCGUAGUCGGCCCGGGAGCGGGCGGAGUUCGGGGCUUCGCCUGCGCGGCUCAGGCUCAGGUGAGUCACGGGAGGUGCUGCACCGCAGGCACUGCCAGCUGCUGCUCCAGCACCCGGCGCUCACCGCCAUGAGCAUCCAGCCCUGCCGGGAGGCGCCAGGACACCUCUCCUCUAUCAAGGUCUUUGAUCUCUCUCCCAAAUCCGUCUGGAGAUCCUUUCUUGGUAAUUCCAAUAUUGCUUUUUCUUUAGUAGGACCCCCUUGAUUGAGGGCUGUGGUGCUUCCUCCACCAGCUCCUGUCAGUCCUCCAUCAGUGGGGAUCUGAGAGACAAGACCCUGAUGCCAUCCCGUGGGUGGUUUCACCGUGACCUGAGUGGGCUGGAAGCUGAAGCCUUACUGAAGGGACGCGGUGUCCAUGGCAGCUUCCUGGCCAGACCCAGCCGGAGGAAUCAGGGGGAUUUUUCUCUUUCAGUCCGGGUUGGUGAUCAGGUAACCCACAUCCGCAUCCAGAAUACUGGGGAUUUCUAUGAUCUGUAUGGAGGGGAGAAGUUUGCCACCUUGUCAGAACUGGUGGAAUACUACACACAGCAACAGGGCUCGCUGCAGGACAAAGAUGGCACCAUCAUCGACUUGCGAUACCCGCUCAACUGUUCUGACCCCACGACUGAGAGGUGGUACCAUGGGCAUCUGUCAGGCCCUGCAGCUGAGUCACUGCUCCAGGCCAAAGCUACGCCUUGGACCUUCUUGGUGCGGGAGAGCCUCAGCAAACCUGGGGACUUUGUCUUGUCUGUCCUCACUGACCAGCCUAAACCCGGGUCUGACGCUCCAGCUGGGGCAACCGGAACCUCUGGGACGCGGCUCAAAGUCACACACAUCAAGAUCAUGUGUGAGAAUGGACGCUACACAGUUGGAGGUACUGAGAUGUUUGACAGCUUGGCAGAUCUGGUGGAGCACUUCAAGAAGGUUGGAAUUGAGGAGAUGUCUGGUUCCUUUGUGUACCUGAAGCAGCCCUACUAUGCUACGAGGGUGAAUGCUGCUGACAUUGAGAACAGAGUGCAGGAGCUGAACAAGAAGACAAGUCUGUCUGAGGAGACAUCCAAGGCUGGAUUCUGGGAGGAAUUUGAUAGCCUGCAAAAACAGGAAGCCAAGCACCUGUUUGACCGUCAUGAGGGCCAGAGACCUGAAAAUAAGAGCAAGAACCGAUACAAGAACAUAUUGCCCUUUGAUCACUCCAGAGUCAUCCUCCAGGGAAGGGACCCAAAUAUACCUGGAUCUGACUACAUCAAUGCCAACUAUGUCAAGAACACCCUGAUCAGCCCAGACGAGUGCACCAAGACCUACAUCGCCAGCCAGGGCUGCCUGGACGCCACAGUCAAUGACUUGUGGCAAAUGGUGUGGCAGGAGAACACGCGCAUUAUUGUGAUGACAACACGGGAGGUAGAAAAAGGCCGGAACAAAUGUGUGCCUUACUGGCCAGAGCUGGGCAGCAUGAAGGAGUACGGGCCCUACCUUGUGCAGAACACUGGGGAGCACGAUGCACUGGAGUACAAACUCCGGCACCUCUGCGUGUGCCCCAAGGAUAAUAGCAAGGCUGUGCGUGAGAUCUGGCACUACCAAUACCUGAGCUGGCCUGACCAUGGGGUACCCAGUGAGCCGGGAGGAGUCCUCAGCUUCCUCGAUCAGAUAAACCAGAAGCAGGAGAGCAUCCCCAACGCAGGGCCUAUUCUGGUACACUGCAGUGCUGGGAUUGGCCGCACUGGGACUAUCAUCGUCAUUGAUAUGAUAGUGGAAACAAUCUCCACCAAGGGGUUGGACUGUGACAUUGACAUCCAGAAGACUAUCCAGAUGGUGAGGGCCCAGCGAUCUGGGAUGGUGCAGACAGAGGCCCAGUACAAGUUCAUCUACAUGGCCAUCUGCCAGUUCAUAGAGACAACCAAGAAAAAGCUGGAAGUUAUCCAGUCUCAGAAAGGCAAGCCAAACGAGUGUGAGUACGGGAACAUCGCCUACCCCCCUGCAGUGAGGAAUGCGCACCCCAAGGUUUCACGAAAACCCUCCAAGCAGAAAGAGGAGUCAACAGUCUAUGAGAACUUGGGAAAAAAGGAGGAGAAGGUGCGGAAGCAACGCUCCUCAGAGAAGAAGCUGAAAGGCUCGCUAAAGAAAAAAUAAUCAUCCAUUGCAGCUAGCCCCAUGGGGCUGCAGGACUGGAGCUCACAUCCCAGCUGGCCUGUCUCACAUUCCUUGCUCUUGGACUGGAAUGAAGCCUUCCCCUUCUCUUCCAUGCUGCUUCCCAGCUCAGCUGAGGCCAUGGUCCCUUGCCUGUGCAGGCGAGCAGUCUCUCGCUGCCCCCUCAUCAUCCACUAGCAGGAAAAGGGCACACCCCUCCUCUUCUUGCGCCCUGAGCACCAGGGCCUCACCUCACCUUUGCUGUGCCAGCUUCAGUGACAUUCUCAGGGAAGAGCUAAGGAAGGUCAUCCCAGGAGCUACAUCUCUGCCCACUGCUGUGAGUUAAGAGUUUAGCCUGUUUGUGUUCCCUGAAGCCUCAGCUUUUCAAGUAUGGAGGUUCUGGCCUGUUUCAGCCCAGCUCCUCUGCAAUUCAACAGGAGACUUCCUCUUUCCUUAAUACCAGCCUUCUGCCCCUCUUACCCUUUUGCUAUCUCAUCCCUCACCUGGAUGCUGUAAAUAUACCAGAAUUUGAUGUGAUGGCUAUGUUUUCUCCUUUGUUUGUAAAUAAACUUGUAUUUGUUUGAC
Molecule: messenger RNA, 3689 nt
Organism: Ficedula albicollis (Collared flycatcher)
Lineage: Eukaryota; Metazoa; Chordata; Aves; Passeriformes; Muscicapidae
Gene: PTPN6
Product: protein tyrosine phosphatase, non-receptor type 6
Exons: 15
Coding region: 1281-3107 (608 amino acids)
Biological process (GO): protein dephosphorylation
Molecular function (GO): protein tyrosine phosphatase activity
Source: RefSeq, a predicted model, not a curated record